AUCAAAUGCGUGGGUUUAUAUAUGGGCAGUCCAGCGCACUUGAUCUUUUCCGUUUCUUUUUAAAAGCCAGUCAUGGUGGGUUUGUAAGGGGAUUUGUUUAUCAAGUUCAUUUUUAUAAACGUAGAAGAAACGUUUUAGACCAGUUCUGUGAUCGUUUGUUGUUAGACAGGUUGUUUAUAUUUAGAGUAAACAUGUCGGUCAGGGGUUGAGUCUGUCCAGCUUACUGGGUUUGGUGACGCCUACAAUAAACGACUGUCUUUCCGCCUAGAGGAUGCACAAUACGUCAGAGUGAAGCCUUCCCAGAAGAGUGGAGAUUAUUAUAAGAGCAAAGGGGGACUACAUCUGCAAUGGAAUAUUCAACAAGCAGAUAUGGGUCUGAUUAUCAGGAGACAAACAUGGAGCAUAUGUACAUGAUGCCCAACCCUGGGCUGCCCAGUUACCCACCUGGGCUUGAGUACCUGACACAGAUUGAUCAGCUGCUGAUUAAACAGAAGGUGGAGCUCAUAGAGGCUCUGGUUGGCUUCGAGAGCAAUAACAAGUAUGAAAUAAAGAACUCGAUGGGCCAGAACGUGUUCUAUGCAGUAGAGGAGAACGACUGUCUAACGCGGCAGUGCUGCGGCCCGCUGCGCUCGUUCACCAUCCGCGUCCUGGAUAACUUCGGCCAGGAAGUGAUCACCAUCAGCCGGCCCCUCAAGUGCAUGUCCUGCUGCUUCCCCUGCUGUCUGCAAGAGCUGGAAGUUCAGUCUCCACCAGGGAACAUAGUGGGUUAUGUGCUCCAAGAGUGGCAUCCUUUCUUUCCCAAGUUCACCAUCCAGAAUGAGCACAAGGAGCCUGUGCUGAAGCUGCGGGGACCCUUCUGUGGCUGGAGCUGCCUUCCAGAUGUCGACUUUGAGAUUUUGACCAUGGAUGAAGUGAGCAUCGGGAGAAUCAGUAAACAGUGGUCAGGACUUCUCCGAGAGGUCUUUACAGACACUGAUAACUUUGGGAUCCAGUUCCCGAUGGACCUUGACGUCCGGAUGAAGGCAGUGAUGAUCGGACUCUGCUUCCUCGUUGACUUCAUGUUUUUCGAGACAAACAACUAACUGCUGAGCGAGCGAGAGUAACAGAAAGAAGCAGAAACGACGAGAGUAAGGGUCUGUUCCAGAAAGAGGACUGGGAGGAAUUUGUCAAAUCCUGUGCCAGCAGGUUUAUUGAUUCCAAAUAAACAGAUGAUCAGCUAACCCAACCCUGCAUAUAGUCUGCAUAUAGUGCUAAAUAAAUAAAUAAGGUAAUUUUCUCAUCAGUAAAAAAAGAGGGGGAGAAGGCAUAGCAAAAAAAAAAAAAAAAAAAAAAAAAAAAAACGAUUUACAGAAGGUUCUGUAGCUUUAUUGCAUUCAGUAUUUAUGCUAAUUAUCAAUUCAUUUAAAUAAAUAAUCAACUUUGGUAAUAUGAAAUGUGCUUGGCAACAAAUACAGUUUCAAAACUUUACUUUAGGCUUUACUUACUACUGAUCAACUUUUAUGUGAAAAAAAAUGUAUCCAAUUAGCCUUUACUGUACAGAAAUUAAGGACCGUGCACCAGAUUCAUGCAUGAAAGUUUUAUUGGAGAUUGCGAGGUUUAAGACGGGCGUUUAUUAGUUCUUUCUGUGUGAGAAGAAGCUGUGUCGAAAACAUUGUACAGCACUGAGUAAACGUGACUCUGAUCUGAUCAGUGCUCCUUAAACGCUGCAGUUGCAUUUAAACUCCACUUAACCAGACAUUUUCUAGUUUAUUCUCACAGAGCCGGAAGAACCAAACUAGAUUCCGUCUAAUCCUUGUAACUGGAAGAGAAAAAUCAUGAAUCAGACUUUCUGGAACGGACCCCCACUGUUUCCUUAUUAAAUCCAUAUAACGUUUAUUUAAAGAGAGAGUUCAUAGAACUCUAUUAGAAUGGAUUUUUUUUUUUUGUUUAGCCACUAGACAUUAUACUUGGGUUUUUGUUUCCCUCUUUUCCUCUAGAUGUUCUGACCCACUUCUUAAACAGAGCAGUAGGAGGUCAAGGGUCUUAACCAUAGAGGAAACGUUUCCCUGAAACAUUAGAGUUUGUUUAAUACCCGUCCUAGUUUAUGAUGCUUUUGAGCUAACUCGACUAGCACCCUACCUGCUGAAGCACCUGUAGAUAUUUGAAACCUGUAUGUGUGCAUUGUAAAGUGUAGUGACUUUUUGGUUUGUAUUCCUGCGUAACAGAAAAUCUACAGAUCUUACAGCGUUACUGUAAAAUCGAAUAUUUAUGACGGAUGACGCUGCAACAUAACUCGUACAGGUUUACUCUAAUACUGAUACGACUGACCAUGACUACUUUUAUUCUUUAUUAUAGCACAGUGCGGUUGAUUUUGUUGAUUAUAACAGCAGCUCUGACAGUAGUGCCAGCUGCAAGGCUUAAUCGAACAAAUAAUCAUUUUAAUAGUCUCUGCUAAUUAACAUGGACGUUCUGUUAUUUAUCAAAUGAACAAUGUAUGAUUGUUGAUCUGGUGAUGUGUUCUCUGAGGAGAUGUUUGUUAUAUUUAUGGAAGGAGUCUCCAGUGUCAGUGCUUUGUGGUCAAGCUGCAUUUUAUUAUUAUUAUUAUUAUUAUUAUUAUUAUUAUUAUUAUUAUUAUUAUUAUCAUUAUCCUACUAACAAGAGACAAACGAGAGGCUGGUGAGGGAGCUGCUGUAAAGUAAAUGAAAGUGUUCCACAAUAUUAAAUGUAAAGUGUGAAAAGUAUGGCAUGGCACUCUUUAAUUAAUACAAAUUGGACUCAUUGGCAAUUUGCUGUGUUGUAAGAGGAAUAAAACACGUCUGUGCUGUAAUUGGAAAAUAAUCAACUUUAGGCUGGUAACAGGAACUCCGCUUGAGACUGACAAAUAUUUACGUAUGUACACUUUUUUCACUAUUAAUUUUAUUAUUGUUGUUGUUGUUGUUGUUUGUUGUUAUUAUUAUUUUAAAUAUAUUAAUACUUUGGAUAACUAUACAUAACUGGAAAGCCAUUUAUCCACCCAGGAUAUACAAAAAGGAUGUAUUUUAAAUCUGCUACUGUAUUGAUGUUUAGUUUCUUUAUCUUGUGUUAGUGUGGGUUAGUAUUUGACCAUAUUUGUUUGAACAUUUAACAUCAAGCUCUUUUUCCAAAAUAUAAUAUGAUCAUUUUUUAUAGUAGUACCAAACAUUUGCAGUAGAGGGCAACAGCAGCCUGUUUAAACUCUGCACCUACUACCUUUACACUUUAUCCUUUUUCUUUAUGCAGAUGUACUCCAGUACUUGUUGUUGUUUCCCUUCUUUUUUUUUAACCUCAGGUACACAUGCAUGUAACUGAUGCUUGCACUUUAAAAAACCUCCCUGUUUGUCUGUGAAGCUGUAGUUCAAUUGAUGCCUAAUGUGCUUGUUGAUACAGUAUGUAGUCCAUGCACUGCCUUGUUCUGCAGGUUUUUAUUAAAAAAAAAAAAAAAAUUCACUUAUUUUCAA
Molecule: messenger RNA, 3455 nt
Organism: Ictalurus punctatus (channel catfish)
Lineage: Eukaryota; Metazoa; Chordata; Actinopteri; Siluriformes; Ictaluridae
Product: phospholipid scramblase 2
Exons: 8
Coding region: 348-1082 (244 amino acids)
Biological process (GO): plasma membrane phospholipid scrambling
Cellular component (GO): plasma membrane
Molecular function (GO): phospholipid scramblase activity
Source: RefSeq, a predicted model, not a curated record